AUGGGAGUGACUGUCCUCGGCGCUGGCGUUAUCGGCCUCCUAUCAACCCUAGCUUUGACUGAUGCUGGCUACGAAGUGACCAUUGUUGCCCGGGACUUGCCCGGUGAUGAGUCUCAGGAUUGGGCAAGCCCUUGGGCUGGGGCAGCCAUAUUUCCUUCGCCCGAUUCGAAAGGUCAUUCGCUCCAAGUAGAGAGCUUCAAGUACUUUUGGGAGUUGGCCCAUAAGGAUCCCACCAGUGGGGUUCAGGUCCUCAAGGCGACCGACUUCUACGAUGAUAGAGACGAUGACUCUACAAUUUGGUACAAGUCUCUCAUGCCGCAGUAUCGCCGCAUACCCACCAAAGACCUUCCAAAUGGGGUGAAGGUAGGCUUCACUUUCAAGACCAUGGCAGUUAAUCCCGUCGUAUUUCUUCCCUGGAUUCGAAAUCAGCUGGAUUCCCAAGGAGUGUGUUUUAUUCGAAAAGAAGUCCAAGAAAUCGAAGAGGUGAAGCGCCUCACCGGAAACGAAGUUGUCGUCCAUGCAACGGGACUUGGUGCUUACGACUUAGCCGGCGACAAGGAUGUUGUUGCUGCUCGUGGACAAACGAUGUUCGUGAAAACAGACUUCAACGAGCUGAUGAUGCUCCAAGGCUCACAAUACACCUAUAUUAUUCCGCGAAUGCAUUCCGGUGGUGUGAUUCUCGGCGGAAUCAGUCAAGAAGAAAACCUUGAUCGCGAGGUAGAUCAGAAGUUGCGACCGGACAUCCUCGCACGGGUUGAAAAUAUAUCCAAGAAUCGGCUCGAGUCUGUGGACUUGAACAGCCCCUCGACGAAGGAUAUUGUCGCCUUUCGACCUGGAAGAAGAGGAGGUUAUCGGCUCGAAUCCGAAGGCACCAUUGUUCACGCAUAUGGAUUUGGUGGUAUGGGGUAUAUAUACGGUUAUGGAGCAGCUUUGAAAGUCCGAGAUUUGGUUGAGGGAGCGAUGAAGCUUCACAAGAAGAGAAGCCGACUUUGA
Molecule: messenger RNA, 993 nt
Organism: Penicillium maclennaniae
Lineage: Eukaryota; Fungi; Ascomycota; Eurotiomycetes; Eurotiales; Aspergillaceae
Product: FAD-dependent oxidoreductase
Exons: 3
Coding region: 1-993 (330 amino acids)
Molecular function (GO): D-amino-acid oxidase activity; FAD binding
Source: RefSeq, a predicted model, not a curated record